Cyanistes caeruleus (blue tit) is the source of this 9530-nucleotide messenger RNA. RefSeq names its product cannabinoid receptor 2 (gene CNR2). Gene Ontology annotation, cellular component: membrane. The record is from RefSeq and is a predicted model, not a curated record. NCBI's taxonomy places the organism in Eukaryota, Metazoa, Chordata, Aves, Passeriformes, Paridae. Gene Ontology annotation, biological process: G protein-coupled receptor signaling pathway. Gene Ontology annotation, molecular function: cannabinoid receptor activity.
CGGCACCGCCCGCGGUUCCCCCGGCCCCUCUCCACAGCCCCCCGAACAGGCUGCCAACAUCGCCUCGCCCGCGAAUUAGCACAACAAAAAAAGUGAGGAACGCCCGCACCAGCUGCCGCUGGGGGCUUCAAAGAGGAGCUGCUCCACCGAAACAAACUGAGUCAUUCGGAGGCCGAGCAGGAUCACCAGGGUAUUUUUUAAAUCAACGGGAGAAAUACCCCAAACACCACAAAGUCCAGCUUGCAAAGUUGUGUGUUUCACUGUCCAGCUUUAGAGCCCUGGGCUGGUUUCCUCUCCUGCAGUGGGAGGAAAGGAGAUGUUCCCAGAGCUGUGCUAACCCCAACGUAGACAGAGGCCCUGGAGUUCCUGCCACGUCCUGAAGACACAGCACAGACUGAAUCCUGAGGUUCUGUCUCAAUCUUUUAUCAUCACCACCCGAGAUUCCCUCAACAGGAGCUACUUCAUUCCUUCAAAUCAUGAUUUUUAAACCCUCUUUCUUUUCAAAGCUCUCAAUGUAUGUAACAUUUGUGACUCCUAAGCAUGUGACACUGCAUUGACCUCAGUUACUCAAGGGCAGACUGGGAUAUUUUAGGUGCCUCCAGGAUCAUGCUGUGCCCACCCUUCAUGGCCUGCAGCCCUCCAGGUUACAGACCCAGUUCCAGAGGCAGAGCCCCCAAACACCACUGGAACAGGGCAGUGCUUCCAAACCCACCCUGCUCGUGGUGACAGCCUCGGUGACCUCAGCUCCACUGCACCCUCUCAGAACCUGUACUCAGCACGGGCAGGGGUUUUCUGCUGUGCCAGUGUCUGCUCUGUCUGGAUUAUUCAACUUCCUCUGACUGCAACAAAUCCCAGCUUCCCUCAUGUUCCCAGGGAGCUGCGUUACCCAAAUCCUCCUCAGCUCCUCACCACGCUUCUGCUGCCACAGUGACAGCACCUCAGAGAUUUCCCCAGCCACCUUUAUUUUUCACUCAGCACCUCCACUCGCUCUCACAGCAAACAUUAAUCCAGCCCAGGGAAGCAGCUCCAUCUGUGCUGGCACUGCCACAACCAGCAAGUCCCAGUGAAGACAAAACCUCCAGAGCUUCAUUAGCCCCAAAUUAAGAUGCUUCCAGCUGUGGCUGAGACGGAUCCCACCGCACACAUGCUCCUGCCCGGGUGUUUCAGUGGAGCUGCUCAGUGUGGAUGCUGCAGGAAGUCUGCAGCACGGAUGACUCAUUUGUUAAAUCAAUAGUGAACCAUUGCCCCAGUUUUAUUUCACAGUGACGAGUUUCCGGCUGUGGGUGACUUUCAGUAAACCCAAGAUGUUUACUUUUUGUAGCUCCAAGAGCCUCAUGACACACUUGAAACUCGUUGGACGUUUCCACCUGAGCCAAACAUUAACCAGAUUGUUAAUCUAAAUUUCCUCAUGAGGGAAAUGUGCGAGCUUGUGUUUUCUUUAAAACUGCAUGAAAGCACUGGGUAUACAGUAAUGUUUCGAAUAUCUUUUAUUCUGCCUGGUGUUCAUCAAAUAAAGCUUGGGAUAUUCACAGCAGUGAGCUACAGGAACUAAGCAGAUAUUUGAACCUCUGCAGGGUAAAUAGAGAAUAGGCUCAAGAACCCACAAAACUACACACUUUAAUUGCUUAAAUCUCCUUAUAAGCAUAUUGAUAUAAGCUUUAGACAUGGAUUGUGUCCACCAGCACCUGAGUUACAUCAGCUCCAGAACACGAGUUCCUUCCUGUGCGCUGCUGGAGCUCGUGAGUGUGAGAUCACAUCCACCACUGCAUUGUGUGCCGGUGUGUGGGGGUGUGCACAGCACUAGGAGUAAGAACACCCCCGACACCGACAGAUCAGUUAUCCAAACCCUGAGCCUGGGAGUUUAAAGAGCUUAUGCUGAAGCAGCUUUGUCACAGCUGACAGCCCCACUCUGGAAAACAAACACGUGCAGGCACCACUCCCAAGUCACUCCCUGUUUUCUGCCUCAACAGCUCCCCUUUGGAACCCACAGCGGCUGAGUCACAGAACCCUGCAGGAACCUUCAACCCAUUUAAAUCAAUGUGCCUCGUUCACAUCCUGGCAGCAGGGAAACCAUUUUUACCUGAACCCUCCUCCCUCCACAAGAGCAGCAGAGGUUUCUGCAGCAGGCCAGGGCACAGGAGAGGCUCUGGGACAAGCCCUGUUUGCUCUCAGGAGCUGUGCUAGACACAGCAAUAAAUCUGGGGUUUUUCUGAGCAUUUUCUCUAAGGGUGCAGUAGAGUCAGUCACGAGCUCUCUGAGUCACACCUUAUCAAGGUGAGCAGUGCCCCCAUCCUCAGCCCCGUCUGUGCCACCCAGUUUUCAAAUUCAGCCCCAGCAAACACAACAGGCAGAGAAAGGAGCAAAUCCCUGAGUUCCCACAGAGCACAGACACCUUUCCUGCGUGUCUGAGUGUCCCAUCACAUGCUCUGUGUCCCAGCACAUCCCGGGGCUCUUCACUCUGCUCUGGAGACAGAGACACCACUGCCAGACAACACCAGGCUCACAGUCCCUUUCCCCAGUGCCUGCACAGCGUUUCUUCCACCCUGGGUAUGGGGGUGUUCCCAAAGCAGGGUUAUUCCAGGCUGGAUUAACAGCAGCUGAUGCCAGGGGAAAAAAUCCAAGCUGACCAAAAUGCCGUUACGUUACAGGAAUCGGCUGUAAUGGUUGUCCUUUAGUCUGGCAGGAGAAUUUUUGCUGUAAAUCAGAGUCAAAAUAAAAGCUUCUAACCAUGCUGCGAUAAUAAGAUUUCUUUCCUAUAACACACACUAACUGUGAUACAACAGUUCCCUCUGCAGACAGAGGAAACUGAGAUCUAUAUUUCACAGGAUGCUGCUGGGUGUGAGGCUGAGUCAGAGCAGGGAAUAUUUUGGAGCUGGGUGCUGCUGUUGGAACUCAGGACCAGUAUAAAGAACCUUUCUGAUUCUCACCUGCUCUUUACAGUCUCAUACCUGUUCCUGCAAAUUUCUCAGUUCCUGGGAACGGGAAUGGAAGAAUUAUUUUUUUUUGAGACAGCUGACAGCCCAUCAUCUCCUGUGCUUACAGCAGAGCCCGUGAUGCCUCUCAUCCUUAUUGUGGAUUUCAGACCUCGAAAGGGUCGGGCAGGUCCCUGCAGAGCCAAGGAACCCCUUUUCCCCAGCCGGGGCCAGGGGGAAGCGCUGAGUUCCCAGUUCUGCCUCUUUCUCAAGCUUUCCCCGGCCUCUGCCCGGGUUUCCCUGGAGAGGGCAGCCGAGCACCGCUGAGCCCCGAGCCGCAAACGGUGGCCAGGGGGAAGGAGGCAAAGCAGCAUUUUGGAGAGGACGGGAUGUAACUGCUCGUGAUUCCACCGAAUGAGGCAACUGGGAGGGAAAGUUGAGUUCCCAGCCGGAGAAUCGAGUUGCUGGUGCUGGGAUGGGGCUGUGGGGUCGCUCUGGGGGUGGCAGAGCCAGGUAAGGAACAUCCAAGAGCUAAAGAUCACUUUCCUCAGCUUCAGGACAAAAAGGACCUCCAGGUAUUCCUUCACUUCCAAGGCUCCCCACUACAGCCCGUAUGGCCUACACCCAAACACAAUGUGGCCAAUUCCUCUGGGAUUUGGGGCGAAUUUGCCUCUCCCCGGUUGUCCCUGGUGUCCCUCGGCAGCUGUCCCCGCUUGCCAGCACAAGCCAGCCCCAGGCAGCUGCUGCCCAGCCGAGGGGGAAGUGGUCACUGGAGGAAGGAUGGAUGAGAGCAGGUACAGCAGCAACCACAACCUCUGCAGCCCCGGGCCCCUCCUGACCACAGAAAUUGUGUAAUUGAAGACCUUAAGCCAUUUCCCUUCCACCUGCAGAGAGAAAAUCACCUCGUUCCUGUGCACAGAGGAAUUCAGGGACACAGGUGAGGUUUGUGCUGCUCGAGGAGCUGCAGGCACGCACAGCAGAUUUCUGAGCUUGCCCUUAGACCUGCACACAGCCGGGUACAUCCAGAUUUUUCCACGUCUGCCUCCUAGCAUUUUUCCUCCCCAUACUUUCCCAUGCUCCCAGGGAUAUCAGGAGGAGAACCUGAAUGUCUCUUGCCUCAAACUCUGCAGUUACAUGGAGAAAUGAUAGGGACUGGGAGGAUUGUUUCAGCGAGCCGGAGGGUUUGGGUGGUUGUAGAUGUGGCACGAGCAGGCAGCAGAACACAACACCCAGAGGAGAAGGGAGGAAGGAAAGAAAACCCGACACAUGUUCUCCAAAAGAGUGUGACAGAGAACAAGGAAGCAGAGGAAGGAUUCACACUGAUGGAUUUUCAACCCAGGGGAAUAAACCAGAAUGGUUCAACAAACCCAGGCGAAACCAGAAGUGCUGUGAGAGGAGAGGGAAGCAGGCGCUGUCCACAGCUGCACCAAGUGCCCUGAGAGCCGGAGGGAUGGGAAGCCCCGGAACAACCGUGGGGAGCAGGGUGCUGUGAUGGCUCUGUGAAUGCAGAGCCCAUCCCAAUGGAAGCAGGAAUGGAGCUGCUGCGUGCGAGGCACCGCCAGCCCGACAGCUGGAAUCAAUCGCAGCGAGGCACUGAGAAGGAAAAGGACUUUUUCGUUUGUAAAUUUAAUUUCCCCCGAAGCCAGUUGGAGUUAUUAGGCUGGAGUGAGUGGGCUCGAAGCAGAUCUAAUGGGAGGGGAGGUUUCUCUGCUGCUCUGGGCACUUUACAAUCACUGAGGCUGUAUCAGGAUUGCAUUCCCAAGUAUUUUAUCUGGAUUCUGUUCCUAAUAACUCCUCAUUCAUUCACUAUGUUGUUUCCUGGGGCUCUGCUCUUGUUGCUGGAGGAGUUCUGUAUUGCAAGGACAUUAUUUUGGUAAAAUAUUCCCUAGCCUGGGCCUUCCUGCUGGCAGGAGAUGCCGUGCUGUGAUCAGAGAGUUAAUCCUGUGCUGAAGCCCAGGGAAUCUCGGCUCAGCUGCUGCACUUCCAGGGAACCAGGCCCUCUGUGCCACAGCCCCUGGAUCUAAAGGAGAGCCAGAAGCCACUUGGCUCUUUCUUGUUGAGCUGAGCCCAUGGGGCUGAGACUCCCUGGGCUUGCCAGGCUGGUUGUGGGGAGAUGCACGGCCGUGCCUGGGGCUGGAAUUCCCAGGGAGGUGGAGAUGUUCCCACCCUGGAAGCAGGACUUGUCCCAUGGAGGAUGCUGCAGGUCAGCUCUCCCCCAGGAACCAGCUAUGGGCUGGCAUUUUCCCCAGGAGCUAAGCCAGGCAGGGAGCAGAGGGCAUGGACAAACUAAUCUAGGGGCUCAUCCAACAAGAGGAAAAUGUCCUCUGGGCAGGAAAAAGCAGCUUUGUGGCCAAAAAAGCCAAAAAAAUGAGGGGCAGGCGGUGCAAGGAGAAGAGCUGUUGGAUCUGCCUGUGUUUUCAUGCUCAUGCAGAAGAGACCUUUUGCUGUAGCAAAGCCCUGUGCUCUCCCUCAUGGACGCAGGAGCUGCAAGGAGGGUCUGGGGGAGCAAAGAGAUCUGUCCUUGUCAUUCAGCCUGAGACACAACUGACGUGGGAAAGGAAGAUCAGGGCUGGCUGAUCGCUGUGAGCCCCACACAGGACUUUGAACUUGAGGCUUAGCUGAGUUGUUUCAACUUAGUGGAGAGAGCUGGGCCAGGACAGGCAGCACAGGAGUUAUUUUAACAUUAUAGGCACAUUUUCUCCCCAAGCAGCAUAAUAUCAGGGAUGGCAUUUUGCUGUCUUCACUCCCUUGCCUGGUGUUCAGUGGUUCCCAGGCUCCUAAGGAUGUUUGUUGGAUAUUGCACAGCUGCAGGUUUGAGGAUUUAUGAUGGUCCUGGGGAUGCUAGCUGCAGGUAAUGGAUACCAAGGUGAUGCUGGAGACUGCUUAAUGAAGAGAUGUCUUGGUUUGGAUGCUGGGGUUUGGCUGGAAAGGUUUGGAGACUUGAGGCAGUUGCUGCUCUAGUGGUCCCUGGUGAGCUCUGCUAUAUGAAAAGUCCAUCUGUCUGCUAAAUCCAUCUGUCUCCAGAGGGAGGGAUGUUGUCAGGUUUAAUAACAGCAGCUGGUAAUUCCUGCUGCCUGCGUGGUGUUCCUGUAAAGGGCUGCAGGAAACGAGAGCGCUGAUAUCUGAGGGCAACGUCCUGGUCCUGUGCUGUUAGCCCGUGCAAGAGCCUGAUGUAAGAGGAGGGCAGCUUGCUGCAACACUCAGCCACACACCAGCCCAAAAUCCAGGAUCCUCCAGCCUGGAAUGCCAAGAAAUCCCAAUGAGAAUUGCCCUGCUCUGCCUGUAACCUGCACUGAACUCCCUGAGGCCACUGAUGUCCUCACCCUGACAGGCAGCAGGAGUGAAAUGUGGGGCUGGGGCUCUUCUCUGUCACCUCCUGGGCAGCCUCUCGGGUCAUUUUGCAACUCCUGAAACACAGGAAGGGUGAUGAGUGUCGGGGGAAAUCAGUGGGGAAGGAAGUCCCCAAUGCAGAUAUAAAACGUGUCACUGCUGGGAUGACAGAGGUUUGUUGGGCAAUGCUGGCUGCUGUCACCUGAAUGUCACACAGCAGGCAGGGGAGGCACAGCUGGAGGGGUACAGGUGGCUGGAACCCCUGCUCUGUGCCUAUCACUCACCCUGGCCAUGGCUCGUGGCUUUGGGACAUUUCCCUUUCACCAGAGAGUGAGGGCAGGGAGGGACCAUGACUUGUUUGUUCUGGGGGAAGGGAACUCUGUCAGCUCAGUGCUCUCCUCCAGCACAGGGAACUCUUGAUCCCAUUGCCUGGAUGAGGGAUCCUGGAAGCUUUUGGGAAGGGGGGUCCUGUUCCAUGAGCUUGGGCACAGCAUUUUUGCUGUAAUUCAGGCAGGUUUGGGGUAUUCCAGAGCUGCCUUUUCACCUGCUCUCUAACCUUGUUCCCUGAAACCCAAGGCAGCACAACUUGGUUUAAACACCAGUGCAAUCCACAAAAAGAAUGGGAGAAAAUAACACCUGAAAGACAAGUUAUGAAGAUGAAGGGGGUUAAAUGCAUUGAGCUGUAGAGAAAACCCCAGCUCUUGCUGCAGGGUGCACUGAGCAGCUCAGCAUCUGCCCUAUGGAAAAUCAGGCAUUUCCCUCCAUCACACCUCUGCUAAUGCUAAAAGUACUGAUGAAAUUAUCCUAAUCCUGGAUUAUUAUUACUAUUAGGACAGGGGAUCUUAGGCUCAGGUGGUCUCAGUCCUGCAUGUCCCCAUUUGUAUGCCAAUAUUGAUCUCUAAUUAAUCUCUAAUAAAAUCUGUUAAUCACUCUGACCGUGGCACAUGGAAGAUGGAGGAGGAAACACAUCUGCAGUGAGCUUUGUAAAGCUCCAAUGGGCAAGCUUAAAUAUAAGUGGUCAUGUUGUUUUAUAUGUUCAAACAGCUUUGGUGAGGAGUAAAUCCUUCAGAGUGCACUUUGUGUUCCCAGAUGAGCUGCAUCGAGUCCCUGGCAGGGAAAUAUCUCCCAUCCUUCUCAUCCAAACCAUCUCCCAGGGCAGCUUCAAUGGGACAGGCUGUUCUGUCUCUGCCCACAGCACUCCCCAUGAGCAGUCCCUUCCCGUGCUGCUGGCCCUGAGCAGUGAAUCCUGGAGGAGUGAUAAGAGCUGCCUUAGGAUUUGUACAAUUCUCACCGUUGCUGCUUCCCUCUCGUGGUGAGGAACCAGCCUGGGAGAUUGAGGCUGUGGGAAAUGUGCCAGACAGCCAGUGGGACAAAGCCUGGAGCUCAGCUGGGAGAGCAUGGAAGUUGGCUCCAGCAUUUGGGCUGUGGACCUGAAAGUAGCUCUGUGUAGGCUGAUUUCAUUUUGCUUGCUUCCCUCUAAAGAGAUGGAAGUGUCUGGGUUGAAUUUUUUGCUUGUUAAGACCUCUUCACCUCCACCUUUUUCAGAGCAUCUGAAGAAGUGCAGGAGGCAGCAGAAGGCUCUCUGUGAGCUCCCAGCUCCAGGUAACACCAUGGAUACUUGCAGGAUACCUGCAAACACCUCCAAGUGCAGCGGGAACACCAUGGAGUGCUUCAUGGUGCUCAGCACACAGGCACAGAAGAUAAGCAUUGGCAUCCUGUGUGGCCUCUUUGGGACAAUGUGCGUUUUUGAGAACUCCUUGGUGCUCUACCUGAUCUUCUCUUCCCCCAGCACCAGGAAAAAGCCUUCCUACCUCUUCAUAGGCAGCCUGGCCCUGGCUGACAUCCUGGCCAGCAUCAUCUUUGUCUGCAGCUUUGUGAACUUCCACGUGUUCAACGAGGCUGGUUUUUCCAAGGAGGUGUUCCUGCUGCAGCUGGGAGGGGUGAACACGUCCUUCUCCGCCUCCCUCAGCAGCCUGCUGCUCACAGCCCUGGACCGCUACAUCUCCAUCAGCCGGCCCUCGGAAUACAAGCUCCUGAUGACCAGGAAAAGAGCCUGGACAGCCCUGGCGGUGCUCUGGGUGACCUGUGCCACCAUUGCUUGCCUGCCCCUGCUGGGCUGGAACUGCUGCGCUCUGGAUUCCACCUGCUCCGAGCUAUUCCCCUUCGUGGAUGACAAUUACCUGGCGGGCUGGAUCUGCUUCGUCGUGGUCCUGCUGGGCUGCAUCAUCUACGCCUACGCCCAUGUGCUCUGGAGGGCUCGCCAGCACGUGGCCUACAUGGAGAAGCACCAGGCACAGGUAGGGAAGCAAAACACCCGGAUGAGGAUGGACGUGAUGCUGGCCAAGACCCUGGUGAUGGUGCUGGCUGUCCUCAUGCUCUGCUGGUCGCCCGUGCUGGUGCUCAUGAUCUACAGCGUCUUCGCCAGGCUGAGCGACCACCUGCGCAAGGUGUUCGCCUUCUGCAGCACCCUCUGCCUGCUCAACUCCAUGGUGAACCCCAUCAUUUACGCCCUGCGGAGCAAGGAGCUGUUCUCCUCGCUGAGGAGGGUGUUCUCCCACUUCAGGAGGCAGCUGAAGGUGGCUGAGGAGAGCCCAGAAGCUGAGAGCACCCACAAGUCGUCUGUGAUAGAGACCGUCUGCGAGGACACGCGCGCAAUGUAGGGAGGCAGCGGUGGGAAAUGCACGCCCUCAGGCUGGAAGGAACUGCCUGGAUCACUUUUCAUUUUCUUUUCACUUCUGGUGGCAGUUGAGGGAUCAGCUGUGAUAUGGAGACAGCUCCUGCUGAUGUCACCCUUUGACACUGGGACAUAAAGGCCCAGAUUGGGAUUGUUGGGGUGUCCUGUGCAGGGCCAGGAGUUGGACAGGAUGAUCCUUGGGAUGUCCCUUCCAGCUCAGGAUAUUCCAUGAUUCUGUGAUAAUGUCCCACCAGGGAAGGUUCAGCUUGCACAUCAGCAGGAAUUUCUUCAUGGAAAAGGUGGUCAGGCUCUGGAAGGGGCUGCCCAGGGAGGUCUGGAGUCCCCAUCCCUGCAGGUGUCACCUGCAUGUGGCACUCAGUGCUCUGGGCUGGUGACAAAGUGGGGACUGGACACAGCUUGGACUCGAUGGUCUGGGAGGGCUUUUCCAACCUCAGAGGAACGUUCCCACUGUGCCUUAAGGAUUUGGCCAGAUCUGGGGCAGACAGGACCUUGCAGGCAGCACAUUUCUUCCAGCAGAAUUCAGGAGAACUGAUCUAACUCCACACGUGUUCCUUGGAUGUUAUGUGAUUAAACAUAUAAGCCAUUUUUCCAGG